Molecule: messenger RNA, 2304 nt
Organism: Lates calcarifer (barramundi perch)
Lineage: Eukaryota; Metazoa; Chordata; Actinopteri; Centropomidae
Product: complement C3-like
Exons: 17
Coding region: 23-1771 (582 amino acids)
Cellular component (GO): extracellular region
Molecular function (GO): protein binding
Source: RefSeq, a predicted model, not a curated record
CUAUGUUGUCAAGGUGUUUGCCAUGGCCAGACAGCUAGUAGCAGUGCAAAGCAAAGAGAUCUGUGACGCUGUCAAGUUUCUGAUUCUUAGAGCGCAGCAGUCUGACGGCUCGUUUAGAGAAGUUGGAAGGUUGUCCCACGGAGAGAUGACUGGUGAUGUGCGUGGCACAGAUUCAGAUGCAUCCAUGACAGCCUUCUGCCUCAUUGCCAUGCAGGAGUCACGCACAAUAUGUGAGGCCACUGUUAAUAGUCUUCCAGGCAGUAUAGACAAAGCAAGUGCCUACCUGGAGAAGCGUCUGCUCAGCCUAAUCAACCCUUACGCUAUUGCCAUGACAUCAUACGCCCUGGCCAAUGAAAACAAACUGAACCAGGACGUCCUCUUCCAGUUUGCUUCCCCAGACUUGUCCCACUGGCCUGUACCUAAAGGACGUGUUUACACGCUGGAGGCCACAGCUUAUGCUCUUCUGGCUCUGGUCAAGGCCAAGACUUUCAAAGAAGCUGACCCUAUUGUGAGAUGGUUCAACAAACAGCAGAGAGUGAAUGGAGGCUAUGGCUCAACUCAGGCUACCAUGAUAGUGUACCAGGCUGUAGCAGAGUACUGGGCCAGUGCUAAAGACCCAGAGUAUGACCUGAAUGUGGACAUCUUGUUGCCGGGCAGGUCAAAGCCUGAUAAGUACAACAUCAACAGCAAUAACCACUUUGCUACGAGAACAUCUAAAAUCAACGAUAUAAACCAGGAUGUGAAAGUGACUGCCACAGGAGCAGGAGAAGCAACAGUGACAAUUGUGUCACUGUACUACGCUCUGCCUAUAGAGAAGGAGAGCGACUGUCAGAAGUUUAACCUGUCAGUACAGCUCCUCCCAGAGAAAAUGGAUGAGGAGGAGAAGAUAUACAGGCUGAAAAUAGAGGUUUUGUAUAAGGACACAGAGCAUGAUGCAACCAUGACAGUCUUGGAUAUUGGCCUGCUAACAGGCUUCUCCGUGAACACAAAGGACCUAGACUUAUUGUCUAAAGGACGAGCCCGCACCAUUGCAAAAUACAAGAUGAACACCAAGCCAGUCGAGUCAGAGAGAAGCUCUCUGAUCAUUUACCUGGACAAGGUUUCUCACACACGACCAGAGGAGAUCACAUUCAGGAUCCAUCAGAAGCUGAAAGUGGGCGUUUUGCAACCAGCAGCUGUGUCUGUCUAUGAGUACAAUAAUAAUCCAUUCAGUAACAAAACACAUUGUGUGAAAUUCUACCAUCCAGAGAGGAGAGGUGGACAGCUACUGAGGCUCUGUAGAAAUGAUGAAUGCAUAUGCGCUGAAGAGAACUGCAGUAAGCAGAAGAAGGGCAAAGUCAACGAUGCUGAUCGCACAGCUAAGGCUUGUGAGACUACAGCGAGGAGCAAAAUAGAUUUUGUGUACAAAGUUGGUGUGGACGAAUUUACAGACGGUUUGUCCACUGACAUUUACACAGCACGGGUACUGGAUGUCAUCAAAGAAGGAACUUCUGAUGUGGGUCCUCAGGGUAAACUCCGUACAUUCCUCAGUUUUCCACACUGCAGGGAGGCUUUAGAUCUGAGGAAAGGCAAAAACUACCUUAUCAUGGGCGCAUCUAAAGAUAUCCACAAAGAUGACCAGGGUCAAUUGCAUACGUAUGUGCUCGGUGAGAGAACCUGGAUCGAGUACUGGCCCACAGAAGCAGAGUGUAAAACUAAGGAACACAGUGCUACCUGUACAGGCAUUAAUGGGAUGGUCGAGCACUACAGGGUCAAUGGAUGUUCACAGUAAUGAAACUGAAGGAAAUAAGAUGUAAUUUUUUAAUUGUUUUAUUUUGCAUUGUUCUUCAACACUAUAGAUCACAGUCUAAGGCUACAUAUGGGGUAUCAAUGAAAUACUGAAAGGGUACUAUUCUGUAAAAUUACUGGACAUAGUAUUAGUAACUGAACAGGGUUUAAAGAAAGGGUGAGGAGCAUGAAAUCUGUGACAUCUGAGUGACAUCCUUGUGAAGCAAUUCAGUGAAAAGAUCCACCAUUUUAGCAUUGCAAUCUCAACGGGAAAAAUUAGGAUCUAAACUGAUUUAGCUGUUUUUUUUUUCACUACAUGCUUCUUCCAUGUCAAAACCUUGCUUGUAGUAACACUUAAAAGAUUAACGUCAUUUUAAAAGACACCAUAAGAGACAGACACUAAUUUCCAUGGUGAUCAACAGCUCUGGUGCAUGCUCCAUUUGGAUUUUAGUAGAUCAGCCCCUUAAUAUACUACAUUUCCAUAAAUUCCUGUCUCAAAUAUUUUUCAUGAAUUUAAUAAAUGCUGUAUCACACACA